UCUGGCUUUCCAGGAGAGACAACUUUGAACUACUUGACAAGUCGUCGAAACUAUAUGGUCCCGCUAGUGCGAGCUUUGUAUGUUUCGGAAACCUCGCGGUGUAGUGAAACCGCUACAUACGCGACUGAGUUAAAUGACAUCCCGUCAGGUUACACAUUAGGGCAGGUUGUAGAAGCUUGCACUCGAUUUCAAUUGGAGACCGUACAUAAAGAUCCAAUCCACGUAUCCGCCCAUUUUCUUCGCGCGACAAACAAGAUAGGGAAGAAUUUCACUAAUCUUUCAGCGGACCUCGCCCAGGGGGGGCACAUCAGACUGACAUCCCAUCUUAUCUUUGGCGAUCUUACUCCCGUGCCGGAUGGAAUUUCUCGCAGCUUGGCAGCACCAUCUCCAUAUGCUCGGCGUCUACCCCUGCUCAAUCAUCCUUCUGUGGCCGUCCGAGAUAGAAUGAGGCAUACUGGAGGUGAUACUGAAAUCAUAGGUGGAGGAGGCGCCGAAUGGGGCGCAUGGUGUGAGCUAACCAGAACAGAAGAUGAAAUCAAGCCUUCGUCUAUCCCAUUUUUUGGGGACAUGUUCCUCAAUCUCCCUUCUCUCUUACCUGACUCAGAGCCAGCUAGUCACGGAACAUUGGAUUGGGCCCGUAUUCCCUCAUCUCAGGAUUACGCUUCUCGGACAGUCGGAUUAUACAGCGAAUCACUUUGGACUGCCCCCUCUGCAAUGGGCCAGGGUAAAUUAGAAGCUGGUUGGAGGGACAAACAGUACUGUAUUGCAGUUGUUGACCAAAUGGCUCUCACUCUACCUAUGGACCUCAACCACCGUCAAGGCAGCAGGAACAAAGUGGUAACCAAGCUGUAGACUACUAACCGGUGACAUCGUCUGGUAGUUUCGAAACAUAUUUGAGCUGGACUUGCUGGGGUCUACGUAUACCCGUAUGACCGGAAUGCAGCUAUCGCCGGCCGUGUGCAUAAGUGUGGGGACCACUGGAUUACAAUGUCACUCGGAUCCCAAUACCUAGAUCAGCUGUAUUCAAAACUCCAUAUUUAUCUCUGCGGACAGCCUAAAGCAUAAUACUUCUCACCAAA
Suillus subalutaceus is the source of this 1079-nucleotide messenger RNA. RefSeq lists its product as uncharacterized. The record is from RefSeq and is a predicted model, not a curated record. Bases 55 to 852 code for a protein of 265 amino acids. The transcript is spliced from 7 exons. NCBI's taxonomy places the organism in Eukaryota, Fungi, Basidiomycota, Agaricomycetes, Boletales, Suillaceae.